Molecule: messenger RNA, 1957 nt
Organism: Abrus precatorius (Indian licorice)
Lineage: Eukaryota; Viridiplantae; Streptophyta; Magnoliopsida; Fabales; Fabaceae
Exons: 4
Coding region: 1-975 (324 amino acids)
Source: RefSeq, a predicted model, not a curated record
AUGCUCCAAAGAACCAAUCUCCUUCCAAAUUGGCAGGCUCCGGUGCAAGCUGUUGAAGCGCAUUUUGGUCAUUCUCUAUUUGAUUCUCCACGCGCAACAUUGUUUAAACUUCAACAAGUUGAUUCGGUUCAGGGUUACUAUCAUGAAUUUGCUUCAUUGGCAAAUAGAGUCGAAGGACUUACAGAUGCUGCACUUUUGGAUUGUUUUAUUAGCGGCCCCAAAAGUGAUGUGAAGAGGGAAGUGAAAAAUGUCACGGACGAUUCUGUUCCAGUUAUUGAAGAAUCGGUGGCAGAAUUCCAUCACUUGUCACAUAAUGCUUUUAAUGGGGCUUCGGGUCCUGGAACCUUGCGAUUUAAAGUUUCAGGUGCAGAAAUUAUUCUCGUCGCUUCUUGGUUAGCGACGUUGGGACCUCAUGUUGCGGAUUAUUGCCAACUCAUAAUAAAUUUUUUUGAUGGUUCUGUUUUUGUUACUCUUCAAGGGGACUCCAACUUGUCGCCUUCUGCUACUCAGGCGCAAUAUCAUCUUCUCCGUCGUCUACAUCAAACUGAUGUCAUAUCGACGGUUUUCACAUUGCACUCUCAGAUGUCUUCUGAUGCUGAGGAUCCUUUUGUGGAUUUGGUGCCUACACCGCCCUCUGAUGUUGUCGACAUUCUUCGGCAGUAUGUUUCUGUGUUUCACAAGCCUCGUGGUCUUCCACUGCCUCAGAGUCAUGAUCAUGCGAUUUCAUUGUUACCAGAUGUUCCGCCUGUGAAAGUUCGACCUUACCGGUAUCCUUUUAGUUACAAGGCUGAAAUAGAGAAAAUUGUUGGUGAAUUAUUACAGGAAGGCUUGAUUCAACACAAUACUAGCCCAUUUUCAUCUUUGGUUAUUUUGGUUAAAAUGAAAAUGGGUCUUAGACGAUUUUGCACUGAUUACAGAGCAUUGAAUGCUAUUACUAUUAAAGAUUGUUUUCUGAUUCCAACGGUUGAUGAGUAACUAGAUGAAUUACACGACGCUUGAGCAUUGAAUGCUAUCACUAUUAAAUGUUGUUUUCUGAUUCCAGCUGUUGAUGAGUAACUAGAUGAAUUACACGACGCUUGUUAUUUUUCAAAAUUAGACUUGCGUUCUAGUUAUCAUCAGCUGUUGGUUAAUCCGAAAGAUUGGCAUAAAAUGACAUUUCUACACACCAAGGACAUUAUGAAUGAUUGCUUAUCUGGGACAUAUGAUUUCAUCUUCUCGUGUAUAUGUGGAUCCUGACAAGGUUGAGUCUGUACUUAAAUGGCCAAUUCCUACUACUCUUAAACAGCUUCGUGGUUUUCUUGGUCUCACAAGUUAUUAUCGUCGCUUCAUUAAAGGAUAUGCAUCAUUGGCCUCUCUCUUACAUGAUCUCUUGAAGAAAGAUGCUUUUCUGUGGUCUGAUUCUACAGAGGCUGCUUUUAACAACCUUAAAAAAGCAAUUACAAAUGCCUCAAUUCUGGUUCUUCCUGAUUUUUCUAUUCCUUUUGAAUUGAAAACUCAUGCAUCAGGUACAAGUAUCGGUACUAUUUUAAGUCAGAAGGGACAUCUUAUUGCUUUCUUUUCAAAAAAACUCUCAUCCAGAAUGCAAUCUAAAUCUGCAUAUGUUCGCGAGAUGUUGGCGAUAACUAAAGCAGUAGCCAAGUUUUGACAUUAUUUAUUGGGCUAUCAUUUCAUAAUUCGUACUGAUCAUAAGAGUUUGCGGCCUUUAAUGGAUCAAACACUGCAAACACCAAAACAACAACAAUGGAUGCACAAGCUUAUGGGUUAUGACUUUGUUAUUGAAUACAAAUCGGGUAAGCAAAAUGUGGGGGCUGACGCUUUAUCACGUAUGGAUUGCCUUGCAUUUUCUACACAAUAUUGUAAUUUAAUUGCUGAUUUAAGGGAACAUAUUGUGAGUGAUGAUUACUACCGCAACAUACUUUUGGGUAUAAAAAAUGGUCAAAAUUUUCCUAAUUUUCGU